AUGGCCCUGGUUGUCUUCUCCACGGUCGUGUCUUGCAUUCUCUCAUUCGCUCAGCGACCGUGGUACCGAGACCAUCUUGGCCAGACACCUCUUGGCAGCAGAACCGGCUUCAUGGCCGCAGCGAUGAUGCCGCUCAUCAUAGCCUUAGCCGCGAAGGUCAACAUCAUCACCAUCAUAACGGGCAUCGGACACGAGAAGCUUAAUGCUUUACAUCGUUGGCUUUCCUGGAUAUUCCUAGCGUUGAGCCUGAUACACACCAUCGCAUUCCUCAUACAGCCGCUCCGCGAGGGUGGCCGUCCUCGACUGCAUGAGGCACUCUACAAGCACGCCAGCUUUCUCUACUCCGGAGUGCCCCCACUGGCUUUCCUCGUCGCCAUAAUGGCCCUCUCCUUUCCCAUCAUCCGCCGCGCCGCCUACGAAUUCUUCGCCUGGUCCCACGUAACCAUGUCCGUCAUCUUCCUCGGUCUCCUCUUCUGGCAUUUCGCCAACCUGUAUGACUCCUGGCACUACCUGUGGGCCACCAUGGCCGUGUGGCUCUUCUCGCUCCUCGGUCGCGCGUUCCAUAAAAUUUCCUUCUUCCGCCUCAGCAGCAGCUGGCUCCGCGGCUGCCCCGCCGCCGUCCACAGCAUCUCGCCCGACAUGUUGAAGAUGGAGAUCUUAGCACCGCCCGGCUGGUCCUGGGAGCCAGGUCAGCACGUCUUCCUCCGCUUUCCGCAGUUUAACCUUUUCGAUAAUCAUCCCUUCACUAUCGCCUCCAUCCCGAACCGUUCUUCGACACCUCGAACGCCACUUGGCGUACCGACGCAAUCGAGCCAGAAUACCCUUGAGUUCCUGAUAAGGCCCCAGUCAGGCUUCACGCGCCGCCUCCUGCACUACACCGACGAACACCCAGACGCCCUCCUCUCGGCUGUCAUAGAAGGGCCCUACGGCACCGCGCUUCCUCGCCUCGAAAACAGAUACGAGGACGUCAUCCUCGUGGCCGGUGGCGCGGGGAUCACGGCUAUGCUGCCCUGGCUGUUGCACAUCGCAGAGCGGAUGCGGGCAGGGGGGUGUGCGACAAGGCGGGUACGGCUGGUCUGGAUCACGCGGAGCAAAGGGGACGUGAACUGGAUCGGCGGGCAGUUGCGACGCAUGUGGGAGGUUGCUCCUGGUGGGAGCGUCGGGGUCGAUGUGUGGGCUACGAGAAAACCGUUGCGGGAGGUCGCAAGGGUCAAGACGGUCAAGGAGGCAUUCGGGACGAUAGCAUCAGGGCCUGCCCAGCCGAGCCUUGCGAGCCCGCUGAGUCUGUCGCCGGUAAGCCCGAGGGCACCGCUCAGUCUGACAAGUCCGCUGGGUCUUUCACCAGUCAGUCCAAAGACACCCGGUUUGGGUACUCCGAUGUUACCGUGGACGCCUACUGGAUUGGCACCGCCGGUAUCGCUGCGGUUUCCGGCCAGUCCGGUGAGCCCUGUCAGUCCGGUCGAUAGCAUGUUCAGCGGGAGGAGUGGCGGCAGCGGGAAGAGGCUGUUGAAGGGGAUCCGGGAGACGGUAAGAGAUGCUGGCAGCCCGCUAGAUGAUUUCGUGGAGAUGCAUGUUGGUGCCCGGCCAGAUAUUGAGCGGGUGGUUGGGGUGAUGAUUGGGGAUAGGCGGACGGCGGUCCUGGGAUGUGGGCCUGAGGGGCUGAAGAUCGAUCUGAGUAAUCUGGUGGCGAGGGAGCAGAAGAGAGUCAUUAGAGGACAGGCGAAGGAGGUGAUGCUGCACACGGAGACUUUUGACUUUUGA
Molecule: messenger RNA, 1761 nt
Organism: Coniosporium apollinis CBS 100218
Lineage: Eukaryota; Fungi; Ascomycota; Dothideomycetes
Exons: 1
Coding region: 1-1761 (586 amino acids)
Biological process (GO): copper ion import; iron ion transport; intracellular iron ion homeostasis
Cellular component (GO): plasma membrane
Molecular function (GO): ferric-chelate reductase activity
Source: RefSeq, a predicted model, not a curated record